Drosophila mauritiana is the source of this 3015-nucleotide messenger RNA. RefSeq names its product membrane alanyl aminopeptidase. Gene Ontology annotation, biological process: proteolysis; peptide catabolic process. Gene Ontology annotation, molecular function: peptide binding; metalloaminopeptidase activity; zinc ion binding. Gene Ontology annotation, cellular component: cytoplasm. The record is from RefSeq and is a predicted model, not a curated record. The transcript has 5 exons. The coding region runs from base 81 to 2903 and encodes 940 amino acids. Lineage: Eukaryota; Metazoa; Arthropoda; Insecta; Diptera; Drosophilidae.
AAUCGAAUCGCUGGCCGAGUGGCGUGCGAAAUACUAAUUCUAGUCCAAGGUUCGCGAUCGAACCCUUGAAAAUAGGAAGAAUGUUUGGCACGCGAGUGGCUGUUCUCCUGGUGGCCUGUGUGUCCUUGGCCUCGGCAGGAACUCGGCAACUGUCUGUGGAUGUCCAGCCGCCGGCGACGCUCGCCACCGAGCUACAGGAUUACCGCCUGGCCGAGCACAUCACACCGGUUAACUACAACAUUACGCUGCGUCCCUAUUUGCUGGAGACCGAUGGCAACAAGAGGUUCACCUUCGAUGGCGAGGUCUUUAUCGAGGUGAUUUCCAACCAGACCACCAACGACAUCUAUCUGCACUCGAAAAACCUCACAUAUUCGGUCAGGGAGUGCUGGCAAAAGCCAACCACCGGAGGGGCCAAUCCUACGGUCAUCCAAUUUGGUGCCACCAAUACAACGAACUAUGAUACGGAUAUUGUGAAGCUGACGGCGUCAACUGCUUUGACCGCUAAUACGGCAUAUAUUCUGCAUUUCGUGUACACCGGUCUGAUGGAGGACGAUAUGCACGGUUUCUAUCGCAGUUCCUAUGUGGACGAUAACAAUGUUACCAAGUGGCUGGGAUCCACCCAGUUCCAGACCCAUCACGCUCGUCGCGCCUUCCCCAGCUUCGACGAGCCCCAGUUCAAGGCCACCUUCGAUGUCACGCUGAAGCGACACAGGACCUUCAACUCGGCCAGUAACACCCGUCUGAUUUCAUCGAAUCCCAGCACUGAAGAAGGAAUUUUCACGGACGUGUACAAGACGACGCCCAAAAUGUCCACCUAUCUGCUGGCUUUCAUCAUUUCCGAGUUUGUGGCCCGUAAGGAUGACGAUUUCGGAGUUUACGCACGUCCCGAGUACUAUACUCAGACCCAGUACCCCUACAAUGUGGGUAUCCAGAUUUUGGAGGAGAUGGGCAAGUACCUGGACAAGGACUACUACUCUAUGGGCAACGACAAGAUGGAUAUGGCCGCCAUUCCGGAUUUCUCGGCCGGAGCAAUGGAGAACUGGGGUCUGUUGACCUACAGGGAGCGUUCCCUGCUGGUGGACGAGUCUGCAACUACCUUGGCCUCCCGCCAGGCCAUUGCCGCCGUGGUGGCUCACGAACAGGCGCACAUGUGGUUCGGCGAUCUGGUCACCUGCAAGUGGUGGAGCUACACCUGGCUGAACGAGGGAUUCGCUCGCUACUUCCAAUACUUCGGCACCGCCAUGGUCGAGGACAAAUGGGAGCUGGAGAAGCAGUUUGUGGUUGACCAGGUGCAGUCGGUCAUGGCCAUGGACUCGACCAAUGCCACCAAUCCGCUGAGCGAUGAGAACACCUACACGCCCGCCCAUCUGAGCCGCAUGUUUAACAGCAUCUCCUACAACAAGGGAGCCACCUUCAUCCGUAUGAUCAAGCACACCAUGGGCGAGCAACAAUUCCAGAAGUCCCUGCAGGAAUACCUGAAGAAAUACGAGUAUCAGUCGUCUUUGCCUCAAUAUCUUUUGGGAGCCUGGCAAGCAAAUUGGCCAAACUCCAGCUACAAUGCCAGCUCCGAGGAUAUAUUCAAAAGCUUCACCGAGCAGGUGGGCUACCCACUAAUCAAUGUAACUGUUGGCAACGGUCAGGUCAGCUUCACGCAGAAGCGUUUCCUGCUGAAGGAGAACGAUGGAUCCGACUCAUCUUUGAAAUACUUUGUGCCCAUUUCCUACACUACCAGUGAGGUGAAUAACUUUUUGAACGCCACGCCAAAGUUUAUCCUGAAACCCGACGUAACCACGACGGUUCUAUUCAACGAAACACCAAAAUGGAUUGUGGUCAAUGUUCAAGGGACCGGAUAUUACCGUGCCACCUACUCCGACGCCAAUUGGCAUGCCAUCCACCAGGCUCUGAUCACAGCCAACUGGGGAGGAAUUCACGAGAACAAUCGCGCCCAGAUCGUGGAUGAUCUGUUCAAUCUGGCCAGGGCUGGAUAUGUUACUUACAACCUUACCCUGGAUGUGAUCGAGUAUUUGGAGACGGAGACCAACUACAUACCCUGGACAUCCGCCUUCAACGGCUUCAACUACUUGACCAUCCGCCUCGGAAACGACACGUCCGAUUUCAAUUACUAUAUCCAGACCCUGACCAACAAGGCCUACAAUCAGCUGGGCUUUAGUGAGGCAUCGAAUGAUACAGCCUUGGACAUUUACCUGCGCACCAAGAUCCUCUCCUGGGCCUGUCGCUAUGGCAGCUCCGAUUGCAUCAGCCAGGCUAAGGGCUACUUCCAAUCGCUGGCCACCGUGCCCAAGAACAUCCGCUCCACUGUCUACUGCGUGGGUCUGCGUGAAGGUGGUGAGGCCGAGUUCCAGGCUCUGUACAACAAGUUCAAGAACGAGACCGUGGCCACCGAGGAGACCCUGCUGCAGAACUCAUUCGGUUGCGUCAAGACCCAGUCUCUGAUCGAGAAGGUGUUCGAUUUGAUCAUCAGCGAUGAGAUUCGCCGACAGGACAAGUCCUCCGUGCUGGCCACUCUCUACACGGAGAACAACGAGAACGUCAGUCCGGUGUUUGCCCUGGUCACUCAGAAAUACGAGGCAUUGGCUGAGGCCAUGGGCGGCUAUUCCGCUGUGGCCACUGUGAUUUCCAACAUCGCCGCCCGUUUCACCACCAAUCAGCAGUUGACCGAUCUGGAGAACUUCAACAAGGCUAAUGGCACCAAGUUUGGCAGCUCGCAGGCUACUUUGACCGCCGCCGAGGCAACCGUUAAGGAGAACUUGCAGUGGGCUACGGCCAAGCUGGGCGUUUUCCGUAGCUAUCUGGCCAACUAUCGCAGUGGAAGCGCCAUGGUCAACGCUUUCAGUGCCCUCAGUCUUCUGAUGGUGGCCCUGGUCACCAUGCUGCGUAACUAAGCAGGGAUUAGCUCCUACCGGAGGCAGGUGCGAUCGGGUCACGGGUACUCCUUAGGCCAUAAAGUAUUUGUACGCAAGAGCACCCAAUAAAGUAACACCAUUUUGUAGAUAA